Coffea arabica (coffee) is the source of this 3325-nucleotide messenger RNA. RefSeq names its product serine/threonine-protein kinase AtPK1/AtPK6. The record is from RefSeq and is a predicted model, not a curated record. Gene Ontology annotation, biological process: protein phosphorylation. Gene Ontology annotation, molecular function: protein serine/threonine kinase activity; ATP binding. NCBI's taxonomy places the organism in Eukaryota, Viridiplantae, Streptophyta, Magnoliopsida, Gentianales, Rubiaceae.
GUUGUCCUUUUCAUUUUCAUGAGUUUUGAACUCUCAUGAUAACAUGAUCAAAAGGGUGACCGGAUGAUGUUUACCCUUGAGACGAAAGAGGGUGACCGGAUGAUGUUUGAUUUCACACUUUAGAACCUUACACAAUUUUUCUACUUUUGGGCCAAGCUUUUCAUAGAGUGCUCAAACUUAAAAAGACUCUUUUUUUCUGCCUUCCAUUCUAGUAAAAUCUUUGGGUAAGUGGUGGGAACAGGAUUAAAUCCACCCUGUAUUUCUGUGUCUGAAGACGACAGCGGAGACUACCAAGUGUUCCGUUCCAUUCAGUUCCGGAUCUAUUCUUUCUUCCUUCUUUUGUGUGUCGGGAACUAACAUGGUUGGUUGUAUUGCACUCCCUUAAUAGUAACAGUAAUUCAUAUGCAUCAGCAGCAGCGUUCAUUUGUGGCUGCCGCAAAAUCUCAUCUUUCUUUUGAGCUUUCUCUGAUAUUGGAGAAAGUAGUAGCACAAUGUGAUCCUUGCUUCUGUUUAACCUGCCCCGACAGUUCAGACUUGAUUGUCUCCUGGCUUCUUUUGAUUUGAUUAUCCCAAUUCCCAAAGCCUAGACGCAUACUACAGUCGCCGCCGGAAAACAAGAAAGAAGAUAACAGGAGGAUGUUGCCUUCUUCUUCUACCUCCUCCUCCUCUGGUGAUCAGCAGAAAAUGCCCCUUCGCUCCAUGCUAGCCACCAGGCUUACCCGCCUCAAUAUCCCAUCAUCUACUCCUGCUGCUGCUGAUCCGGACCUCGAUUUCUCCGAACUCUUUGGCCCUGUGAUGCUUCCCACUUCCUCCUCCUCCCCCUCCGCUGCCCCUAUCUUACUGGGCGAGCCGCAAGUCAUUCGUAACCGCUCCCAUUCCUUCGUGGGCCCUUCUCCAAGAUUCACCUCCUCAAAGUCCCUACCUUUUCUCCAACAGGAAUUUCAGCUCGAUGACUCUGAUGACGAGGACGAUGAAAGUGGAAAAAUUGAAGAGGUCAGCGGUGGACCAGGGCCUCAAGAGGAUCAUCUCAAUACUAGUAACAAUACUACUGCUGCUGCUGCUACUCAGGAGGAGGAGGAGGAGGAGAAAAAACAAGUGAUGAAGAAGAUUGGGCCGGGGGACUUCGAAAUAUUGAGGGUCAUUGGAAAGGGUGCAUUUGGGAAGGUUUUUCAGGUUAGAAUGAACAGGGGUGUAGUUAUCAACGGUGAUGGGAUUUUCGCAAUGAAAGUCAUGAGGAAGGAAACUAUUAUCAAGAAUAAUCACGUGGAUUACAUGAGGGCUGAGAGGGAUAUUCUCACCAAAGUUGUGCAUCCUUUCAUUGUUCAGCUUAGAUACUCUUUUCAGACAAAAUCUAAGCUUUACCUAAUCUUGGAUUUUAUAAAUGGAGGACAUCUUUUCUAUCAUCUCUACAGACAGGGGAUCUUCAGUGAGGACCAGGCAAGGGUUUAUACAGCUGAGAUAGUAUCUGCCGUUUCACACCUUCACCAGAGUGGAAUUGUUCAUCGAGACCUUAAACCUGAAAACAUUCUGAUGAAUGCUGAUGGGCAUGUGAUGCUCACUGAUUUUGGACUUGCCAAGGAGAUUGAUGAAUCAAGUCGAUCCAAUUCCAUGUGUGGGACAACAGAAUACAUGGCUCCAGAAAUCUUACUGGCCAAAGGCCAUAAUAAAGCUGCAGAUUGGUGGAGCGUGGGGAUACUUUUGUAUGAAAUGCUCACUGGAAAGCCACCAUAUGUCCAUUCGAGCAGAAAGAAGCUUCAGGAGAGAAUCAUCAAUGAAAAGUUGAAGCUUCCACCUCGCUUGAGUAGCGAAGCUCAUUCUUUGCUCAAAGGAUUGCUACAGAAAGACCCAUCCAAAAGAUUGGGCAGCGGGCUCAGGGGAGGAGAUGAAAUCAAGUCUCAUAAAUGGUUUCGGUCAAUCAACUGGAAGAAAUUGGAAGGCAGAGAACUUCAGCCUAAGUUCAAGCCAGAUGUGAGUGGCAAGGAUUGCACUGCAAAUUUUGAUAGAUGUUGGACGACAAUGCCUCCAGAUGAUUCACCAGCUGCCACCCCUACAUCAGGCGAGCUCUUUCAAGGGUACACUUAUGUAGCACCCAACCCGUGGCUGUCUUCUCAAUGAACCAAAGCUUACUAAAGAAUUCGAAGAAAGCCUUGGAAACUGUCUCACCUUAUUUCUCUUUCGAUGCAAUGCGACAUAAAGAUGACUGGUCUGUCUAUCUAUCUUGUUAGCUGUAUCUUGUUGGACCCUGCAAUAUUGGUGCCAUGAAAAUUCUUGUGCACAAAACCUACUUUUUUUUUUAAGGAAAGAACCAAAAGGACAACAACAAAAAAAGGUACAUCAGGCGGAAAAGUACAUGUUUUUUGGGGUAACUCUUAGUAAUAAUAGUACUAGUAGUGUUUGGAUAGUGUUAUUUGAACUAUUAUUUGGAAUAAUCAGUGUAACAUAUAUUUUUUUUUAUAAAGAUUUUUUUUUUUGAAAGUUUAAAAGUCCAUUAUUGGCAUGAGAAAAUUCUUUUAAACGGUAUUACAGAAAAAGAGAGGCAUGCAGAUGAUGCAGGUACCCAAGCCUCAAAAGUACAAUCAUUUUCGUCCUUCUGAAACUUUGCUUCUUGCAUUUCAUGCUUGAAGAUGAUCGAUGAUUGAUACAAAAAUCAAAGCAAGUCUGCUGCUCCUCCAAAUGCUUUGCUUUGGCACAUUGGGACCAACUCCAUAAAUCAACUUUAACUUGCUCUAAGUUGUCAAGUUUUCUACUUUUCUUAAAGAUAUACUAUAAAUUAUAAGCCAGAUAUAGUGGACCCUUUCUGCAAAUGGUAGUCCCGUCCCGGAUGGGAUAACGCAGAAUAGAUUAUCCGAUAGCACCACCGACCGGCCCUACCAACCACUGUUGUUGUCAGUACAAAGUUAACGAUGAUGACUCAUCCACCGCCCCAUCAAUCAUCCACUUUCAUUCAUGAUUUGAUUCAUUCAAGAUAUCAUUCACCCGGAAAUCUCUCCUCUUAUCCCAAUCGCAUCCGGAAAGAAGAGAAGAUUGAUUUAUGCAACAACACCCAAGAAAACUUUGUGAUGUUUUCUCUUCUUCUCCAUGAAGAAAGCCAAAACCACUCGCUCAGCUUACUUGAAAGCAGCACCAUCCCCAGCAAGCAACAACAAACAAAAGCAGCAGGCAAAUAAUCCAGAAUCUAAAACAGUAGCAGUAUUAGCUAGCAUAAAGACCUCAAGUCUUAAUCAAGGGAUGCCACAUUUAUGGUCUGUACAAAACAAAAAGGUCCAACUCUACCUCAUCAUGUAAUUUACCUAAUCUACGUCCUAAAAACAACAAUCCCCUUCCC